ACGGGUAUUCCCCUCAAGAACACCACUCUGGAAGGAAUCAUGAUUCUAGUUUUUUUGCUGUUGGCGUUGUUUGUUGGAAAUGCAGUUUCUUACGAUUUCCAAGAUCCAUACUUCAAUGACCUCCUGCUGGAAGACCUAAUGGUUUUGCAGGGCCGUCCUGCAUUGACCACCAGGGCAUCGGAUUCGGAAGAAAGUCAGUUACAGUACACCUGCUGCAAUUACUUGAACGAGGAAAAUUUCAGCAAAUUGCAACAAACACAGAUCGUGUGCUAUGUGGAGCAUACGCUGCUCAGUGCCACCAAAACGAAGUCCGGCCGAGCCGUAACGCCAGUCGACAUGUUCUCCUGCGAUAGGCUGUCCAAACUCAAAGAGCAAUACAUCUGCGCUGCGGAUUGCGUCGCUCGUAAGGAGAACAUCACCGACGCCAGCGGAAGCCUGCUCGGGUCGGACGUCCUGGUUCAAUUCGUUUCCCAAUACUACGCACCGGAAGUGUUCAGCGACGACCAAAUCAAGGAAUUCGUCGACACCUGUCUGGGGGAACAGAAAACCGACGGCGCCGAAACGACCCCGACCAAUGCCAAGUGCAACCCGUCGUCAGCCCGAUUCGGGUACUGUAUGUGGCGCAGAACGAUCCUAAGCUGCCCGACCGAGAGACAAGAUACCAGCCCGGCAUGCGAUAAUCUGCGCGAUAAGCUACUCUAUCAGGAGGCAAAAUAUUUAUCCGACGAGACACGCCGCCGGUGAGCUGCUGAUCCGGAAGUGCGUCCACUAUUUUCGAACGAUUUGUUUAUGGUGCAAAAUAAAAAAAACGGUCGAAACAGACUAAUUUU
Aedes albopictus (Asian tiger mosquito) is the source of this 830-nucleotide messenger RNA. RefSeq lists its product as uncharacterized. The record is from RefSeq and is a predicted model, not a curated record. Gene Ontology annotation, molecular function: odorant binding. NCBI's taxonomy places the organism in Eukaryota, Metazoa, Arthropoda, Insecta, Diptera, Culicidae. The transcript has 3 exons. Bases 40 to 744 code for a protein of 234 amino acids.